This is a messenger RNA of Symsagittifera roscoffensis, 5934 nucleotides long. RefSeq names its product WD repeat-containing protein 81-like. Bases 3 to 5816 code for a protein of 1937 amino acids. Lineage: Eukaryota; Metazoa; Xenacoelomorpha; Acoela; Convolutidae. The record is from RefSeq and is a predicted model, not a curated record. The transcript is spliced from 20 exons. Gene Ontology annotation, molecular function: protein binding.
GCAUGAUUUUUUCAACUGUUCCAAAUGCUCGCUCUACUGAAUUGGCUCAGUUAUGCAUUGAGCGGCUAAAGUUGUGUCCAGCUGUAACACGAUCAGCAUCGCAACAUGUGAUCGCAAGUGCGGUGCCAGAUUGGUAUUUGUCCAACUUGUGCACCAAUAAUGUUCUACCCGAAACUACGUUGACCACCGGAAGUCUAUUGGAGUCGGAGGUACUGCACCUGUCAACGAGGUCAUACGCGGGGAGGCUUCCGCCAGACAACUGGACGCAGAUCUAUGUCACAGCUGUCAAUAAACUCCCAACCGGGAGGUACCUGCGUGUGCCUGGUACGAAGAACCCAUUCGAGAAGGAGUCCAUGGGCUACAGAGACUACUAUGCCACCCUGAGUGAGCAGAGUUCACUACACACGUGGCUGAGAAACAACUCCAGGUUGAAGAAUAGUCUGAGUCCGAGUGACUCCGCUUCGCUACAGAAACUCAUCGAACAGAGCAUAUCCGAAAAAGAGGUAAAUUUUUCAAUAGGCGGAGUGCUGAGUGAAAUAUACAACAGGCCGAUUUUGGAUUUGAGGAGUGCUUGUUGCUCUACUGACAGAAGUGAAACUAUUCGACCACAUGUGCAGACUACACUGCCAUCGAAAUCAGUCUCAGACGUUUACGCGAAUCCAGAAUUAACAAUGCCGAUUGCUACUUCAGUGCACUCAAACAUUCUGCCUGCUUUUGCUAUUCUGGAGUUCGAAGAUCAUUUCAUCAUUCUGCUCGAGUACAGCGACUUCUCCCUCAAAGACAUCUUGGAUUACUCGCCUGCCCUGGUCGAACCAUUUGACCAGAAGAACUUUCUCUUCUUCCAAAUUCUAUCUGCUGCAAAGUUUCUACAAGAGUUCAAGAUUUCUAUUGGCGAGAUCAAAACUACUGAUUUCUACAUCGACAAUAAUACCUGGAUACAGCUGAUUCCGAAUUUUGACUCUUGCUUCUCACAAGUUUUCGAGAAGUUUGACGAAGAAAUUGCAAUCUCAGAAUCACAUCGAGUUCUUGCUGAAAUUAAGUUAAGCGAAGCGACGCAAGCGUGGGUCAUGGGCGCUCUCUCUAAUUACGACUACAUCAUGAUUCUAAACAAAGCGGCAGGUCGGGUGAUGAACGAGCCAAAUAACCACCCGAUCAUGCCGUGGGUGACAGAUUUCAAGGAAAUGUCCGCUCGGAGGAACCUCAGGCAUUCCAAGUACAGGCUAAACAAAGGAGACGCCCAGUUGGAUUUCAGUUUCGCUUCAACCAAGAUGCUCAAAACGGGAUUCGAAAGCUCACUGAGUCUCGAAACUGAGUCUUCGCUUAUAACGUCGCCACAUCACGUGACCCACUUCUUCUCGGAUAUAACCUACUACGUGUAUAAAGCUAGAGUAACUCCCGUUGAGGUUUUGUGCAAACAUGUGAGACCUAACUGGGUGCCUCAAGAGUAUCCAGCGUCGAUGGAAAGACUCUACGAAUGGACUCCGGACGAGUGUAUCCCCGAGUACUUCUCGGACGCCUCAGUUAUCAAGUCGUGUCAUGCGGAUAUGGAUGAUAUUAAGUUGCCGGCCUGGUCGCAAGGGGAUCCGGAGUUGUUUGUAAAGCAGCACAGGGCUAUUUUGGAGUGCGACGAAGUGUCGGAACGACUGCAUUACUGGAUUGAUAUCACCUUCGGGCACCAGCUUACUGGCUCGUCGGCUGUCACGAGUAAGAACCUCGUUCUGCAAUUGGUCGACAGCCACAAGCACCCAAUGAACCACGGGCCAUUGCAGUUGUUCAAUGUCCCCCACCCGCCUAGAAUGCCAGCGACACCAAUUGAGAGCAUCGGAGUCCCCGAAAUUGACCAACUGCUGCGGGAAACAACUCAGGACACGGGUGACGACAAAAACGCCAACAUUCAAAACAGUCUUGCUGGAAGUGUUAGUGUGAAAUCGCAUAAGAAAGCGGCUAAGCAUAAGCGGAAUAACAGAAUGGAUGUUGUGGCGCCUGUAACUGUUAUUGAAUCGCUUGGGUUGUUUUCGAAUCGGUUAAAUCCGGCUGGACAAGAGAAAUGGAAAAUGGGUUUGGACUCCACUGCUUCAGGUGUGAAUUUGAACACGACUUAUGGUGGAUCUCUGCGGAAUGUGAAAAGUUGGUCGGAAGUGUUACUUGAAGAUAUGAAGAUUGUUACCUUUCUCUGGUGUCAUUUGUGGCUGUCGCGCAAACUGUGUUUUGAGGCUGAUCAAAGUGUUAAUCACACUUUGGUCAUGUGUUCGAAGGUUAUUGAGCAGAGAUACACGCUACUUUCAAGGUGCUUCACAUCAAACUAUGAAGAAUUCAUGCGCGACCGAACAAACCACAUCAAACUAACUCCUGCCAUGUUGAUCCAACCACAUUGCCACGUGAUCAAAUUCCCAGCAGGCAUGGAGAACUGCUACAAAAUAUGCAAACUAAGCUCACUGCUUCAAUCCACAGACUUUCCUGAAACUGUGACGCCAGAAUUGUUUCAAACCAUGGCCAAGUUCCUAUCGCUAUUGGACUCCACGGCAACUAUAAAUCUGAUGUCGAUCUGUCUUCCGUUUGUACAGACGCUGGUUGAAAAUGAAGCGACGAGGUGUCUUGCUAUUGUUAAAAUAGUGCCAGUGGCGUGUAGGUCUCUGUCGAAGAGAUCGAGUCAAGAAGCCUUUUUAAGACUGGUCGUGAAGUGUUUCGAGGAAGAGAGCAGUUCGGCUGAACUUCAUAAGCUCUACUCGAUAUCGUUUGCAGAAACGCUCAUUCGCAUUUUCGGGCUGUCUGUCUUUGCGAAGAAAUUUCUCAAGUUUUUUGUGGAAGGUCUCGCAGGAUCCAAAGAAGCUGACAAAAACAAAUCAGCUCAAAAAUGUACAGUAAACACGGACGAACAAAAAUCGACACCCCUGGGAGUCGAAACUCAGGUUAGUUUACAAGACGCAGUUCAUCGAAAUGAAACUUAUUCUGAUACAGGGCAGUUAUUAACGUCGGACAGCGAUAAAGAUACAAAGUCUUCGUCAACUUCAGAAUCGGCGGAUUCGUGUCUAGAAACUAAUGAUAUCAUGCGUAAAAAAGAAACUAGAGACUUUACAAAUUCAGUUCUUCUAACCGGUCCCUCAUGGCAAUGUAAAACGCCAAGCCCUUCACCUUCCUUGGCGAAUUCGGAAACGCAUGAUUCAAUCAGCCAGGGUGAUAUGGAUGAACCGCGAGAUGCGUUGAAUCCGAAUUUCGGAACUGCCCUUUCGCCUCAAGACAACGGUUUGGCUAAUCGUUACUCAUUCAGUGAAUCAAUGCAGAUGUCUUAUUCGAGACACAGACGAGCGACGUCUAGAGAUUUGAAAUUAAGCGAUCCUUCAAGCCCCGGUAUUGUGAAACGAAAUACCCUGUUUUCUACACGAGGUCAGUCAAGGGUAUCGAACAUUACGGAAGAGACGCCAGAAGACCUGGUUUCGGAUAUGGCAGUGGAAACAUGCAGUGCAUUGGUGUUCACUUUGGGACCGAGAAUCGCAGGAAGAUUCUUGGUGGAGGAGUUGCUGACUCAAACAGCAAUCUGGUUUGAAACGUCAACUUUAGCCGACGAUAGGUCAAUUGGUACACUCGAGCGAAUUUUGAGGUGCUUGAGCGAAGCUGUCCUUGUGUAUGGCGAAGAAGUAAUUGAUUCGCAGAUUUUCGCUUUUGUCUUCAAACAGCUAGACGGCAUAACAUCGCAGGUAUCGGAGAGGUCCGUUGCCAGUAUUCUUGCAGCACUUCAUAUCAUGAAGUUGUCCGUGUCGCUAAUGACGGAUCCAUUUUUGGUGAAAAAUCUGCACAAAUUGAACAUGGUUUUAGUGAAAGUAGCCAACAUUUUUCUCUCGCCGACUUCAAACUUGGCAGACAAUCCGGACUCUAGGUAUGUCAUGGCAUCAGUUUGGAUCAAGAUUCUAACUGAAAUCUGUGGGCGAAUUGGACGAGACAUGAUUCUGAGCAGUUUUAUGAAAACUGUCCUGUCUUUCUUUACAAAUUUGGAAGAUUUCCUGACCCGAUCAGCAAUGCCGAGACAGCCAUUGAGUUACGAGUUUUCGCCGUUUAAGAAGGGUGCUUCAAGUGGGGAGUCGGCGGACUUCUACACAGACGUCGCUAUACAGCAGGAUUCCAUCAUGUUCGGAACUCCAAAGAACUAUUCUAACUUGAUGAGAUCAAGUGGCGAAGACUACUACUUGACCCCUGAACUGUACACCUACUCAGAAAUGACACCCGAGAAGGAGGAGGAGUUUUCGGCCUGCUUCGACCUCAAACUCAUUAUGAGCAUAUACGCACCUCUCUGUAAACUACUCGGCAAUGUCUACAUGGAGAAGCGGAUGAACCAGUUUCCAAGUGUGAAAUCAUUAGUUGAUCAGCAGGUGGACAUCUCGAGCGGCAGUAGUAGCUGCAGUGAACCGGAAACAGAAGAAGACGACGAAGAAGUUCGCAGAACGGAGGAUGCGAAAGAUAGAGGAGGCGAAAGGCCUCCUUUGAGGAAUCAUUAUCAGAGUGCCUCGAACUUCACAAGUAGCUUGACUCAGUUUGAAGUGUCACCGGAGAGGACCAAUGAGUUGACCCGAUCUGGCUCGUGGAUAGCUAACAGAGAACAAACAGAUAUGUACGCAGAGUGGCGGCAAGGAGGUAGAGUGAGAUCAUCUGCAUUCAUAAUUGAACCGACUCGCAGUGCUGCUGCCAAUCAAACGUCCAGAUCAGCACUCUUCAGAGACACACUCUAUUCCAGAUCCGACCGCAUUCUGGAUAGUGACUGGCGAAUUUACUGGAACAAGACAAUACGAGAGAAAGAAAGUGAUCCCUUUAGAAUGAUGUCGGUGAAAUUGGACAGCUUCGAAGGCCAUCAGGGUGCAGUGCGGGGUCUCAUUCCUGUGGGUAACUUCGAGUCAACCUUCUUGUCUCACGGUAAAGACCAAACAGUGCGGGUUUGGUCCAUUGCGAACCAGAAGUUGGGUGUGAAUGGAGAGUCGAAGCCGAUAACUGCAAGCUUCACAUAUCACCUACACAAGAAGAGCUUGAACGGGGUAUUCUACUCGACUUACCUGCAGAAAGUAGUUAGCUGUGAUGGAAGUAUUCACAUUUGGGAUGCGACGACAGGCACCCAGUCUCGUUUUAUCGACUUAUCUCACGCCUCGUCCAGUUCCAAGCACUCCCAGUCAUCCUCUUCGGCUGUGGCUCUCUGUGAGGCUGGACCUCGUCUCUGCUUCGCCGCCAGACAGGACGCCUCUCUCGCCCUCCUUGACUUGAGGUGCCCGACUGAGCAGUGUGCGGACUUCAAGAUCCCAAUUCUGCACUCGUUUGCCGUGAGGAGUGUCUGUGCCUCGAGUGAGGGCGUCUGGGGUGCCGCUGGACUGUCUAACGGUCAGGUGGUCGUGGUCGACUUCAGAAAUGGAAUGACCCCAGCCGCAUGGAAAGCACACGACUCUGAAGUUACGAAGCUGAAGAGUCUUCCGUUCUCACCUGGCGCCUUCCUCUUUUCCCAGUCGACUGCAGAUGGAAAACUGUACCUGUGGAACUUCGAAAACAGCGACGAACAGAGCAAAAUAGUCGCGUCCUUCAACAAACACAACGACUCCCCCAUGACUCAGUUUGAGCUGUUCAGCAACUCACAGCUAGUUGGAUGCACUGGCGCCAACAAGUUCAUAUCUUACGAAAAAGCCUUCACGUCUCAUUCUAGUUCCGAUGUGAGAAUAGAGAAGUUGCCGAUGGAUUUGUUCCAACUGUCGGCUAACAGCACAAUAACCGCACUGGCUGCUCUACCCAUCAAUAGGAUGAUGCUGCUGGGCACAGACUCCGGUGCUAUUAGACUAAUCGCUUAAUUAAGCGAAGAAAAUAAUUAUCAUCAUGUAGUUAUUACUGCUAGCAUAAAGUUUAAAUUAAAUUAUUGUUGCCUAAUCAAAAUUAUUGUUCCCUUAUAACCAAAUGUUUAUUUUCAUC